CAUAUUUCACUGAAGGACUUUGGGUGUCCCUGUUCUCGACAGCCUCACUUGUGGUUGAGUUGCUGCCUGUUAACACUGUUAUGCGCUCAAACAAUGCAGUUUAGACAAGAUACACUUUUGAGGGUGUUUCUUCUACUGGUGUUCAGUUCCCUUGCAUGCAGUGACACUCUGCAUCAGAUAGACGUGCGAGAUGGAGAUGUACAACGGCUGCCUUGUGUCUUAGAGAAAUCAACCUUGAAAUGUCACAUGUCUGAAGCAAAUAUCGAAAGUUCUCAGAAGACUCAGCUGGAGGUCGUACCUGGACAGAUGGUUGAAGUUCACCUGAGAUCAAACAGUUCAAAAGAUUCCAUGCAAUGUUUCUGGGAACACAGAGAGACAUCCAAUUUGUUCUUGUUCAAGUUUUUUGAAAAAGGCAUGGAUGACAUAUACACUGUGGUAUGUGGUAACAGAAAAUCUGUCAACGUCUCAGUCCACAUUCAUUCAACGGAAACCAGACCAUCAGUGCCAGAGCUCACCACCGUCCGUGGCAAAAAAUAUGAAAGUGCACGUUUUCGAUGUGUUUCCGAGGGAAAUCCCAAACCAACAAUCACGUGGUAUGAAAAUGAAAAACAUCGCAGCCAAGGUCGAAUGGAGAUAAGUAGGACGGAGAAAGGAGUGGCCGAGAGCAAAAUGAGCAGUUUGGAAUAUUCUAGAUCAAAUAUAAAGUGCUGUGCCAAAAACUCACACGGAGAGGAAUGCUCCUAUAUCUAUCACUACGACCUUGACACAGGCAGGGAGGAAAGUGAGGCUUCUGAGAUUUGGCUGCGUCGUGGUCAGUCGCUCUCGCUCCGAUGUAAGGUCACGGGCAAACCUGCCAUGCCGUGGUACUUCAACAAUGACACAAAGCUCACAGGACUAUCUGAACAGAGUUAUGAAAAACAAUUGGAGUAUUAUUCCAUUGCCUCAGUUAGCCAAAACAAUAGCGGAGAGUAUCACUGCAACAGCAGUCACGGGCAAAGAAAAGCAGUAAAGGUUCACGUCUUUGAAAAUGACUUUCUAAAGAAACUAAAUCUGAGCAAACACAUCACAAUCCAGAACAAAGACAGGAAGGGUUUCUGCUUCCGUGCUGAGGUUCCGUCUCACCUAAAAGCAAAGUGUCAGUGGGUUAUGCCAAAUGGCUCCAUAGUGCCAUGCGAGGAAACUCAGCACCUCUCCGCUGUAAGCACUUUUACAUUAUGUGACCCAGAACCAGGCCAAUAUCAGAUCCUACUGAGGAGUGGCAGAGAGUUCACUACUGGAAAUAUGUCUCUUUGUGUGACAGAUUUACCCAAAUUUCAGAUCCUCCAUGACCUGACCCAUGUCACCUGUAUGACCAAAAGUAAUCUUCCUGUACACAUUUCCUGGAUGACCUGUCCAUCAAACGCUAACUAUAAUGAUACUUCAGCAUGGAAGGAGACAUACACUGACUCUCCAAAGGGCACAGACUCAGGGCAGUUCUGCCAGAAGACCAUCGUUGUCUCUCGGCCUCUCAGCGAUGUGAAUGAUCACUUUGUGAAAUGCUGCUGGAGGAAUAAUAAUACGGAUUCACACUGCAGUGAGCAAAUCCUCGUGAAAAUAUCUUCAGUAAACUAUUUUUUCCUGGUUGGGGCGUGCAUCCUGGCGUGGAUCCUCACCAGCGUGCUGGUCCUGUUUCUCUUCAUCCGCAAAAAAAAGCCUGGUUAUGAGACACAAAUCCAGAUGAUUCAGAUGGUAGGACCCUUGGACAAUGAUUACAUCUACAUUGACUUCAAGGAUUUUAAAUAUAACCAGAAAUUAGAGUUCCCUCGCGAGAAUCUGGAACUGGGGAAAGAGCUGGGCUCUGGAGCUUUUGGCAUGGUGGUGCAGGCUACAGCAUAUGGCAUCAGCAAGCCUGGAGUGUCCAUGCAAGUUGCAGUGAAAAUGCUAAAAGAGAAGCACCAAGCGGUGGAGAAAGAAGCCUUGAUGUCUGAACUGAAGAUGUUAAUGUAUAUUGGAAAUCACACCAACAUUGUGAACCUGCUGGGAGCCUGCACUGGAACAGGUCCCAUUUACCUGAUCUUUCAAUACUGCCAUUAUGGAGACCUGCUGAAUUACCUGAAGAACAACAGAGAGCACUUUUACAAGUCCUUAACGGACGCUUUCAACAAGGACAGAUUCAGAAGCCUGUACAACAACUACCAGAGGAAGAGAAACUCCAGUGACGUUGUUCAGUCUGGUGAGAACCCGUACAUGCCCAUGUCCCCGGUGAACAAGGAGCAGGAGUCGCUGCUCGGCUCUACAGAUGUUAAUGAAGAUUUUUUUGAAAGUGGAGAUGAGGAAGACCACCAGACUCUCACCUACGAAGAUCUCCUGAGCUUCUCCUACCAAGUGGCCAAGGGAAUGGAGUUCCUUUCCGCUAAAAACUGCAUUCAUCGAGACCUGGCAGCCAGAAAUAUCUUAGUGACCCGAAGCAGACUGGUGAAGAUCGGUGACUUUGGUCUGGCACGAGAUAUUGAAAAUGACUCUAACUAUGUGGUGAGAGGAAAUGCUCGUUUGCCGGUGAAGUGGAUGGCCCCGGAGAGUAUUUUUAAAGGGAUGUACACCAUGCAGAGUGAUGUCUGGGCCUAUGGGAUCCUGCUCUGGGAGAUCUUCUCUCUAGGUGUGACUCCGUAUCCUGGUAUAAAAGUAGAUAACACCUUCUAUGCCAUGAUCGAAAGAGGGUUUAAAAUGGAGCGCCCGUAUUACGCCUCUGAGUCUGUGUAUAAGGUGAUGUGCCACUGUUGGGCUCUGGAACCCCAAAACCGACCAUGUUUCUCCAAACUCGUGGCUUUCAUGGAGUACCAGCUGAGUGAAUUUGAGGAACAGCUCUACUACAACGUCGAAGGGCAGAAAAAAGGCGACUCUGUGUACCAAAAUACUCCAGUGAUCCCAGAGUCACAAGAAAUCGUAAAAGAAGAUGAACAUCAGUCGUCAGUCACAGAUUCACCCUGCGGCACUGAAACAGCCGACUCAGAGAAUAACAUGGAAACAAUUACUUACCUUUAAAAAGCGCUUAAGGCUACAAUCUAUACAGUUACUGUCAGGGUUGGGCAAUAAAUAUCAUACCAUGAUUCUAAAAGCAUUUCUACAAAACACAGUAUUUAUCAUGAUACAAUAUAUAGGAUUGCUCAGGAACUACCAGCAAUACAGAAUGGUUUAAAAAAAAAAAAGUUUAC
Molecule: messenger RNA, 3191 nt
Organism: Clarias gariepinus (North African catfish)
Lineage: Eukaryota; Metazoa; Chordata; Actinopteri; Siluriformes; Clariidae
Gene: flt3
Product: fms related receptor tyrosine kinase 3
Exons: 24
Coding region: 94-3021 (975 amino acids)
Biological process (GO): B cell differentiation; cell surface receptor protein tyrosine kinase signaling pathway; positive regulation of kinase activity
Cellular component (GO): signaling receptor complex
Molecular function (GO): transmembrane receptor protein tyrosine kinase activity; ATP binding
Source: RefSeq, a predicted model, not a curated record